Messenger RNA from Puntigrus tetrazona (Sumatra barb), 6377 nucleotides. Its product is annotated as voltage-gated potassium channel subunit beta-3. Gene Ontology annotation, biological process: potassium ion transport; regulation of potassium ion transmembrane transport. The coding region runs from base 1067 to 2335 and encodes 422 amino acids. The record is from RefSeq and is a predicted model, not a curated record. Gene Ontology annotation, molecular function: potassium channel regulator activity; transmembrane transporter binding; voltage-gated potassium channel activity. The transcript is spliced from 14 exons. NCBI's taxonomy places the organism in Eukaryota, Metazoa, Chordata, Actinopteri, Cypriniformes, Cyprinidae. Gene Ontology annotation, cellular component: membrane; voltage-gated potassium channel complex; cytoplasm.
GAGAGAGAGAGGGUGGGGGAUCACAGAGGGUUUCAUUGGGUUCUGAGUUGGCAGUCUCUUGUUUGAUGGCUCUGUCGUUCUGAACGGAUGCACAAUUCCCUCCACAUCUCCACCGACAGUCUUUCGUCGCCGAACCGCCUUCACGAUGCGACACACCGGCUGCUCCAGUGAGAUCUGACGAUGGAAUAUGGACACCGCGGAGCUGUCAAACUCUCUUUUGAUCGCGUGCGAUGAUCACCAUGGCAAUAAUUGCGCGCCAGAAAAACAGCGCGACGUUUGCUGCCGUGCGUCGAGCGCGUGAGGGUGCGCGGUGUGUCAGAUAGUGACCGUCACCAACCUAAGCGCGUGAAGGAGCGAUCGUGUGUUCGUGCGGCUGUGGACGAGGAGAUGGGCAGACGCGCGUGAACGCAAGCGUGCGCGUAUACGGCGCGUCCCUGCAGUCGCGUUCGACCGCCGCGUAGCUGGGCUUCGGUGCCAUUAGGUGAAGCGGCGCCGGCUGUUGCGCAUCCAGUCAGUGGAAGCCCGGUGUGGAUGGGUGGUUCCGCAUUUUGAGGAGGUCCCCCGCCUCGCACAGAGAGACCACCCCGAUUCUGCAGAGGAAUGCCUCAACACGGAGAGGAGCGUCUUCAAGUUGCGUCGAUCCGGGUAUUGGAGAAGUGCAGCGGGCGACUGCAUAGACAGACUGUUCACGCAGCGGCACACUAAAGGCCUGGACAGCGGCCAGUCGUGACUUUUUGCCUGGCGACAUAAACACGCACCCCACCGCGUCAGGGUUGCGUUUGGACGCGCGCCCUCCUGGCAACAGCUGCAAGUUGGUGCCAGCAGGUGCAAGACCUGAUUUGAGCGCAGGUUUGCCCUGUGCAUCCAUCUAUUUAUCUAUCUAUCUAUCUAUCUAUCUAUCUAUCUAUCUAUCUAUCUAUCUAUCUAUCUAUCUAUCUAUCUAUCUAUCUAUCUAUCUAUCUAUCUAUCUAAUCAGGCGCUCCUUUAAACAUCUUUGUUGUUACCACACCAAAAGUGAUUCAGUUUAAUAAACUCGAACACACGCAAGUGUCACAAGUGUGUGAGGAUGCAGGUCUCGUUCGCUUGUACGGAGCACAAUCUGAAGAGCCGCAGCGAGGACCGGCUGUGCGGCCUGCGAACUGCCCCUCCACAAGGGGGCAGCAGCAGCGGAGGGGGAGGAGGUGGAGGCGGCGGAGGAGGAGGAGAGAGGGGGAGCGGACAGGGGGGGAACGGCAACUACGCCCCUCAGAGCUCGGUCAAAACACGGGACGCGGCGGGGUCCCGACCCCUGCCCCAAGGCCACGCCCACAUGAAGGAGGCUAUUGGACGUCACAGUAGCAUGAAAUACAGAAACCUUGGAAAGUCGGGGCUACGUGUUUCCUGCUUGGGUCUUGGUACCUGGGUGACAUUUGGAUCUCAGAUCUCCGAUGAGAUGGCGGAGAGUCUGAUGACUAUAGCCUAUGAGAAUGGAGUGAAUCUGUUCGACACGGCAGAAGUGUACGCUUCAGGCAGGGCUGAAAUCACUCUAGGGAACAUCAUCAAAAAGAAAGGCUGGAGACGGUCCAGUUAUGUAGUAACGACUAAGAUCUACUGGGGAGGACAGGCAGAGACAGAGAGAGGCCUGUCCAGAAAACACAUCAUCGAAGGUCUCAGAGGUUCCCUGUCUAGACUACAGCUGGAUUACGUGGAUAUUGUCUUUGCCAACCGAAGCGAUGUGAACAGCCCUAUGGAAGAGGUAGUGCGUGCGAUGACAUUUGUUAUAAACCAGGGUAUGGCCAUGUACUGGGGCACGUCACGCUGGAGCGCCAUGGAGAUCAUGGAGGCAUACUCUGUAGCGAGGCAGUUUAAUUUAAUCCCACCGGUAUGCGAGCAGGCCGAGUAUCACUAUUUCCAGAGGGAUAAGGUCGAGGUGCAGCUGCCAGAGCUCUACCACAAGAUCGGUGUUGGAGCGAUGACCUGGUCUCCUCUCGCAUGCGGACUGAUCACUGGAAAAUACAGUGACGGUGUUCCAGACUGUUCAAGAGCCGCCAUGAAAGGCUAUCAGUGGCUAAAGGAGCGAGUGUACAGUGAAGAAGGGCGCAGACAGCUGGCAAAAAUAAAAGAGCUCCACCUGGUGGCUGACCGGCUGGGCUGCACGGCUGCUCAGCUCGCCAUUGCGUGGUGUUUGCGUAGUGAAGGGGUCAGUUCUGUACUUCUUGGUGUCUCCAAUACAGACCAGCUUCUUGAGAACCUUGGAGCCCUGCGGGUGCUGUCUCAGAUGACGCCUCAGACUGUGAGCGAGAUAGAUGCUCUCCUGGGCAACAAACCGCACUCCAAGAAAGAGUCACGUGCGUGAGGGAACCAGAGAGAUGACAUGAACAUGUGCAGCCAGAAAAGAAAAAGAAAGCAAGGGGGAAAAGAUGGAACACGGCGUACCAUCGCUUUUCUGCUCUCCCGUAUAUUACAACACCUGCAUGCCUUCUGCAACAUGCUUCCAGCCCAUACCGCACUGCUCUCUGUAACCCUACUCAAGUAUCCGAACAUAUCCUACCAAUUAAACAAGGAAACGGCUGUGCGCAACGUCACAGAAACGCAACGAACAACGGCUGUUUUCGUUUCUUUACUCUAAGAGGCUGAAGUGACAGCCUUCCACGAGGAGGCACUGUCGGUUGUCGGAGGAGAAUGGAAUGAAAGUGGCAAAAGACUUGUUUAUUAGCUGACCCAGACCGAAUCUGCAGACUGUUUCCACUGCUGAAUUUUCGUUGCCAAAUUCCGCGAAGAGUCGAGCUGAGAGUGGUAUAUUCUUAUUGGCAGCUGAAGUCAAAUUUGCCAAAAUAUUUAUUAAACAAACAUGCACGGGGAAGGGGGAAAGAUGAUUAGCUGGACUUUGCAAAUCGUUGGCGUUCUGCGGAAAUCCGCACGGGCCUGGUCGAGUACGUGUGCAUGCAGUGACGCUUUGAAUCAAACUCUCCGUCGCUGGUGUUGCACCUGAGUGACUCGGAAAAUGGAUGCUGUGUGACGCCAAGCGAAGAUGUUUCUGAGAGCUGCCCGUCCCGUUGGUUUGGGGUGUUCACUGCCUGUCACAUUUCAUUCUCGCUGCGCAGGAGAGCGUGGCAAACACUCCGGCGUGUGACAGGAACAACAUGCAGCAACUGCAAACAGCUGUUUGGACACAUCACAAGUCUUCCUCCAUUUCCCUCCUUUCCAUCUCUCCUUGUGUUUACAACGGUGCACCUGUCCCUUUAAGAGAAUUUGUGCAGUCAGGGGAGUGGUGUGUGAGCGUGUAUGUGGUACCUUGGAAAAAUAUUCAGACUCUCGCUGAUUUACUUUUUUAAAAACAACUGGUUAUAAUUGCUAUUCCUAACAAACAACCUAAACUAAUAACCAUAAACCAUAACCAAUCCUGCCCUGUCAGAAAAAAAGGAUACCUAUAGGGGAGGCAGAACCCUUAAAGAGACACUUUUGUACCUUUGUUACCCCUAAGGGAUUAAAAAUAGUACCCUAAGAAUACACAUUACUGUCUUAAAGGGUUACUCCAUCCCAAAAUAAAAAUUUUGACAUUCAUUCAGAUGACUGGGGGUAAGUGACAAAAUUUUAAUUUUGGGGUGAAAAGAGUUAUAUUAAAAAAAUAUAAGCUUAAAGGGUUCCCGAUAUUCACCCUGUGGAGGUUAAGAAGGUACAAAAAUGUUGCUUUGAGGGUUCUGCCCCAGAGACAAGCUGUUGCUCCCCUAAAGGUACAAAUUGUGCACUUUAUUUAUUUAGAUCGCUCUCUGUUUGUGCAGGAAGCAGGAAAGAUACCUCAAAUCGUGCAGCUUGUUUAAAAGGGAUUUUAAUUACAAAAACAGGGAAGAGUAUCUCUAGGCUUGCGAAUUGAGCCACAUUUAGGGACCAGAAUAUCAUUGUCAAAGUCCAUAACCAUGUCCUGAACCUAGUAUUAAUAGCUUCGAAAGAUUUCUGAAUGAUAAUAGUCUUUUUAUAUAACAAUUGAAAUGAAUGGGGAAUAUGGAAGUAUGAAGAACAGUAAAAGAACAAGAAUAUUUCAAACACGCUUACAAUGUUGAAAAUGCAAAGCUGAGAAAUAUUUCUGAUCUCAUCAUAACUGAUUAUGCAUUACACGAAUCAGAGAGAUUUUCGAAGCAUAAAUGAAACAUUUAGUUUGCAUCACUGGAUAUUACUGUUGAUUACUGUUGAUUGUCAGAUAUGAUAUGUUAAGAUAAAUAAACAGAUACAAAAAAUUAAACAUGCACAUGCAAAUUUUAACAUUAAGAUCUAUAAAAUGCAUUUAGAAAAAAAACAAAAAACAAAAACAAGGACGCUGUUUUUUGUAGAGCCAUCUUUGCAGCAAUGAUAGCUUUCAGAUUUCUUCGGAGUAUGAAUGCAUGAACGCACUGUCCAGAUGUCAUUUUAGCUUUUUUUCCAGGCAGAUUUGCUCCAGGUUGUUUGAGAUUAGUCAGAUGUUCUUUCUGCAUUACAAUGUUCCAAUAGUGCCACAGAUUGUGACGUCAGUUUUAUAACUGUGCCAUUUCAGGACAUUCAGCUCUCUGUUCUUCAGCUAAUGUCCUGCUCGACGAGCUUUCUCUGAAGCUUCGGCAGUUUUAUAAAAUUUCUACGAAUAUAUUCUUAUUCUUUAAGUUUUAUAUCCUGUAUUGAAUUAGAGUAUUUAGGAAUAAUUGAAAGAACUUCUGCACUAGUAUCAGCACCAAAUGGAAGCGCAAUCUGUUUGAGAAGUCUGCCCGGGCCAGAUAUAGCAACGGACCGUUUGCUUGAAUAAUGGCAGGCAAAAAAAGAAUCAAACCAAAAAAAAAUCAUUCUUUUUUCAAAAUCAGUUUUGCGUGAGAUCCUUCACCUUCGUGUGCAGGUUUUGCAUUAGUUAUCAUUUGUGAAUCGGGUCGUGGUCUGAAUACUUUUGCUAGGCAUCAUAUGCGUGGGGCUUGGCUUCAGCGGUCAGCAUCCUUUGCACUAAGUGGACAGAGUCAUAAUUUAAAGAUCGUAGUUCACAAAUAGUCAUGAAGGUCAUAGGUUAACAUGACCAGAGAACUGUGCUAGUAUUGCUUUGUGUGUUUGACAAAUACAAGCUGCGUCAGUGACAAUGAAAAGCGAAGCGCUUCACUUUUAAAAAUGUGUUCGUGUCAUUCCAUGAUUUCAGAUCGAAGGACACAGAUUGGCUAGAUUGAGUGACUACUGUCAAUUUCCCAUCAGCCAUUGCUGAACAUCACGGUGUGCGGUGCCUCAGAACGUGGUUCAUAACUCCACUUGUUCCAUAACCCAGUUACCACAGAAAAUCAUUAGGAGAAAAAUACAAAUGUUGUUUACAGUAAUGCAUUUACAAUGAACGUCUAAGGGGCAAGUGCACCGUGCGGUUUAAAGCUGAAAUGCGAAGCUAUAUACUUUGCACACUGGCUUUGUGUCUAGUCUUGUGGUUACACUUUUCAAAUUGCAUUUUAGCGUUUAUAACAGUGCAGCGCCUUGCCCCAUGGAUUUCCAUUAAUGCACGUGUGUUACUGUAAAUGGUUUUUGUUUAUACAAACUAACGCUUAAGAUAUUUUCUGCAGUAAAUGACACGGUGAGCUAUUCUUUUAACUCUACCGAACCCAGGCAAAAAAAACUAACAGAUUUAGUUCAGCACAAUAAACAGGCACAAACAGAAUUAAACCCUUUAUAUUAAACCAAAUUCUUUUUUAACAAUAAGUGUAAUAUUAGUUGCGUCGGAGAAACCCAGACUUGGCAACGCUAGCACGAUUCACUGUUUGUAUUAUAAUUAGAAUUUUGUUCUUUAUUUUUGAGAGUUUUUUUCCUUUUUUUUGGAAUACUUUUGCCUUCUCAAAACUCCAAGCCUGCUACUUAUUCAGCUAAGCUUUACUCUAUUAAACAAAGCUGGGAUUGGAGAGAAUAAUGAGCACUGACAGAUCUGAGAUCAGUUAUGCUGCUUUUCUUAGCAUAUUUAAAAGCAAAGGUCGAAAGGUCAACCUGGUCCUGGGUCACUUCUUAAUGGGGCAACACAAGUCCCUUUAGUGGUAAUUCAAGUUCACUUGUGUAUUCUCUCUACAGCACCGGUCGGUUCUAAUGUCUCUUUGUAUUUAUAAUGAUCGAUGAUUUAUGUAAGUAUUGUACCUGAGUUGGCAAUUUGGAAAGGCAUUGAAAUGACUGAACUUUUUUAAUCCACAUAAUUAUUAGCAAGACUGAACUAUCAUUAGUUAACCUGAACUAAUGUAUAUAUACAUUUAGUGCACUCCCUCAUAUGGUAAUUUUUGCCUGAAUAUGUUAAAUUUACUGUCAUGCAACAAGAAAAAUUGAAAAAAAAAAAAAAAACAACAACAACAAGAAACAAACAAACAAACAUACAAAAACAUGCCCUGUACUGAAUGUAUCUUGCUUGCCUUUAAAAUGUGUGGAGAAAA